AGAUCUGAUUUUUCAAUUCGAGAUUUCAUUCUUCGAUUAAUCGAGGGUUCAACGGCUAAUCCAAAAUCGAUGACCUUACAAUUGAUGAAACUCAUCGGCACUCCACGAGAUCCGGCCCCUACAGUACCUGUGCAGAACACAACUUUACAAGACCAGGAAUUUGAAAAGGAAAUUUUUAUUGAUCCUGUUGGUGUUCCUGAUGAUGAUCUUAUUAUUGAUCACAUAGAUGUUGUUCCUAUUACCGUUGCUGAUAUUGUUGUUGCUGUUUCUGGUGACGAUCAACGAAACCACACACUCCAAGAAAAAUAUUCAAGAGAUGAUGUCAUUUUUUAUGGAUGCACGGAAACUUUUGGGAGGUCAGGAAGUGACGUUGUUGUCCUUUAUAAUUCCGAGGAUGUUGCACGUGAUUGCAUAAUAUUCCUACUCUUGGUUGCCCGGAACUGUUUACUUGACACUGGGAAUGUUUUAGACGUGACUCGUUCUUUUGGUGCUCCAAGGAUCAAGGUGUUUGACCCUGGAGGAUGGACGAUGAACGAUAUUGCUAACUCCUCCUCUUACAUGCGUGGAGCAUCUUUGUACAAGAAACGACGUCGUUUUCCGUUCUGCUUCCAUCCGGAAUUUCGACCCACCCCAAAUUUCUGGCCUGGAAGCAAAGAACCGAAUGAAAUGGCCGCUCACUGCGUCUCCAUAGCCACCGCUGCUACCGCCGGAAUCUACGAAUUCCGUCGGAGGAAAUCCGUCAAACUCGCCGCAGAGGUUUUAAACUUCCCAUGGAAUGGUGCUCCGACCCGAAUUCCACUCCAAUCCACCAGUUUCGGACCCUUUCUUCCAAAGCGUUCGCUCAUCAAAGCAUCUGUCUCCAUCAGCCUCCCAUCUUCGAAUGCAGAUGGAGCUGUCUCUGUGAAGAAUCUUCCCGAUCGUAGAUGGUCAUCGAAGGCGAUUAAGUCGUUUGCAAUGUCCGAACUGGAAGCAAGGAAACUCAAAUAUGCCACAACUGGGACGGCAGCGCUACUCAUGGGUAUUCUAAUUGAGGGAACAAGUUUUGCUUCAAAGUAUUUGUGGGCCAUUGGUAUUACCCUUCUCAAAGUUCGCGAAGAAACCAUUAAGGUUUGUGGGAAAGCAAGCUAUUAUACAUCUUGUCCCGAGCAUCCUCCUUUGACAGAAGAUGCAGAGAAAGCUCUUGAUUGGGCUCUCAGCAACGAAGCCAAAACUGGUGGAGAUGGAGAGAUUACAACAACUCAUUUGCUACUUGGAAUUUGGUCGCAAGAGGGGUCACCGGGUCACAAGAUCAUGGCUUCUCUAGGCUUCAACAAUGAAAAAGCUCAAGAGCUGAAGGACUUGAUUUCUAAACCUGGCUUUAAUGAGGACUAGUGGUUGAUCAAGGCUGCCUGCUAUUGAGGCAUAAGGGCAUUUGUAGUGAUGGCAUUUCCGCCGCGCCGCACAAAUCCCGAGACCACGCCUCGCCUUUCGCUGCAGAUCUUCCGCCGCGGCACUCGCCCGAAAAGCGGCGCAAAGCCGCGCAUGAAAUGGGAUUGU
Molecule: messenger RNA, 1536 nt
Organism: Cuscuta campestris
Lineage: Eukaryota; Viridiplantae; Streptophyta; Magnoliopsida; Solanales; Convolvulaceae
Source: the annotation of a GenBank genome assembly